AUGGCAGUAGGGUGGACACCAGUCGUGAAGGGCAGAGGAAGAUCAGUGCCAUGGAGGUCGAGGGGAAAUGCAAGCAUGUUCACCGUGUUCGUGGAUAACCUACCAGCAUCGAUGAACCCUAAGGAGCUGUUCAAUCUGUUUUCAAAGUUUGGAGUGGUCCUAGAUGUUUUUAUACCGCAGAAGAGAAGGAAGGUCUCUAACACGAGGUUUGGCUUUGUGAGAUUUAAUUGCUAUGUAGCAGCCAAGAUAGCUGUACAGAAGGCAAAUGGCUUGUGGGUGGACGAUCGACCAUUACAGGUUAACCACGCAGAGUUUGGGAAGGAAAAUGGAGUUGAUAAAGAUGAAAGACUACCAGUACAUAAGCAAGUGCAGAGACCAGUAGCAAACGCCGUACAAGCUGGAGUGGUUAGAGAUGGGGCUCGUGGCAUCAAAGAUAGGAGAUCCUAUGCAGAGGCUGUGGAAGGAAAAAGGACAAGGGAAAUAGGAAACAUCCUACUAAAGGCAGAGGAGGCAGGAAAUGGCUGGUUGUUUGAGAGCAUCAUUGUAAGAUUGAAGGCCCAAUUUGCUGAUGUUAGUCUGAAAAAGGAAUUGGCAGCAAUAGGAGUGGAGGAUAUCAUGGUGAGGGAAAGUGGGGGAAGAGAUGUGGUAAUUACGUUUAAAUCAAAGGAGGAGAGGGCAUUGAAAUUAUCAGCUAUUAAGGAGCUGAUCACGGAGUGGUGUGAAGAUAUUACUGAAGGACAAUCUGGGCAGGUACUGGAGCAGGAAAGAUGUGUAUGGUUAAGUUGCUAUGGAAUCCCAUUACAUUUGUGGAAUAGUUCCAAUCUCAUAAAGAUAUGUGGGAUCUGGGGGCAGGUGCUAUGUUUUGAAGGGGAUAUGAGUCAACCACUAUCCUUUGUGUGUGCUAAGCUUAAGGUAUCCACUAAAUGGAUGGAUCCCAUAAACUCAGUUGUGCAACUGGAAUGCAGAGGUAUGGUAUUUCCAGUAAGAGUCUGCGAAGAACAGGUGGUAACGGUCAGAGCUUUGAAAUUUACAUGUAGAUGUCAUAAGCAUCAAGUUAUAGAUGAGUUUGGUAGUUCAAAUGUGCUGGGAGAACAAGAUGAGGAUAGAAAUUGCAGAACGGAAGUAGAUGAUGCUGCUGACAUGGAGUAG
Molecule: messenger RNA, 1149 nt
Organism: Camellia sinensis
Lineage: Eukaryota; Viridiplantae; Streptophyta; Magnoliopsida; Ericales; Theaceae
Source: RefSeq, a predicted model, not a curated record